AGAGACGAAAAGGAGAAGUGUCUGUUUGUUCAGAGACUCAUAAAGUUGACAGAGCUGAGAGCAACCCCUGGGGACGGCACAGAGGUUCUCGGCUCUCAGAACCCAGAAAAGGACAGCUCCCUGCAGGUGUGGGGCACACCCGGAAAAAUGCCGAGAUCCUUCCUAGUGAAGAGUAAGAAGGCACACACCUACCACCAGCCUCGUGCACAGGACAAUGACCUGGCCUGGCCUCCUGCUAUAAUUCCUGUGGCAAAAGAGCAUACCCUGAGUAGCAGCCCGGUCCUCACCACACUGCUCCCAAGCCAGACCCUGGACUGGAACACAGCCAAACAGGAACAGGGCAUGCUGCUGGACCAGAGCCUACCCAAGAUGGCCUCAGCCCCAGAGGGGCCCCUUGUGACAUCCCAACCUCAGGAGGGGGAGUCACCGCUCUCCGAGUCACCCCCUUUCUACAAGCCCAGCUUCUCCUGGGAUAUGCUGGCCUCCUCCUACAGCCACAGCUACCAGCAGACCCCAUCCACCAUGCAGUCGGCUUUUCUGCAGCGCUCUGUGCGGCUGUACGGCAGCCCCCUCGUGCCCAGCACCGAGUCACCCUUGGACUUCAGCCUCCGAUACUCUCCGGGCAUGGACACUUACCACUGUGUCAAGUGCAACAAGGUGUUCUCCACCCCUCACGGGCUAGAAGUGCAUGUCCGUCGCUCCCACAGCGGCGCCCGGCCCUUUGCCUGUGAUGUCUGUGGGAAAACCUUUGGCCACGCGGUGAGCUUGGAGCAGCACACACACGUCCAUUCCCAGGCUGUCCCAGCCGGGUCCAGUCCUGCGCCCAACUUGGCUGUCCCGGGCCUCGAGGCCCCACCUGCACCUGACCCCCCAGGGCCUCGUUUCCUCCGGCAGGAGCGUAGCUUCGAGUGCCGGAUGUGUGGCAAAGCCUUCAAGCGCUCAUCCACCCUGUCUACCCACCUGCUCAUCCACUCGGACACUCGGCCCUACCCCUGCCAGUUCUGUGGGAAGCGCUUCCACCAGAAGUCAGACAUGAAGAAACACACCUACAUCCACACAGGUGAGAAGCCCCACAAGUGCCAGGUGUGCGGCAAGGCCUUCAGCCAAAGCUCCAAUCUCAUCACCCACAGCCGCAAGCACACGGGCUUCAAGCCCUUCAGUUGCGAGCUGUGCAGCAAGGGCUUCCAGCGAAAGGUGGACCUGCGGCGCCACCGUGAGAGCCAGCACAACCUCAAGUGAGACUGCUGGCCGGCCUGCUCCAGCGUGCCGCACCCGGAGGCCAGCCCACCACGCCAGUUGCUCUUCCUGGAAGCAGCACCAUCCUGAAGGCUCUGGGCUUCUCUCUUCGAGACCCUCGGAGUUGCUGGGCGUCCUCAAGCAAGCCACACUCCUUCUCCAGUUGCCGCAAGGUGUAAGACUCAGCUCGGGCCUUUCUGAAGCAGUCACAGAUGUACUCUGGGUCUCAUCCUAUGCCAGAGCAUGGAAAGCUACAGGACCCCGGAACAGGGAUGCCACAACCAGACAAGAGCUGGGAGCCACAGACACACCCUCUUGUUUGCUUCUCUGGGUCUGGAGACUUUGAAUUCUUAGGGAUUCUCCUUCUGGCUGCCCCAGAGUCGCGGCUUGUCCCAGCUGGUCGGGCACCCCUCAUCUUCAGCCAGAUGAACUGGCCGUCCCCCACCCGGGACGGCAUUCUCUGGCCUCUGGAAGUCGGUCUCCUCAGUUGCACCACCGGGCAGUGAAACCAGUGAUUAGUGCGUGGGAAGCUUGUGCCUCUCAGUCGUUGUAAAUAGAAAUAAAGGUGGAUUUGUUUCCAUGCGACACCGUUUGU
This is a messenger RNA of Meriones unguiculatus (Mongolian gerbil), 1831 nucleotides long. RefSeq names its product growth factor independent 1B transcriptional repressor (gene Gfi1b). The record is from RefSeq and is a predicted model, not a curated record. Gene Ontology annotation, biological process: regulation of transcription by RNA polymerase II. Gene Ontology annotation, cellular component: nucleus. Gene Ontology annotation, molecular function: RNA polymerase II cis-regulatory region sequence-specific DNA binding; DNA-binding transcription factor activity. The transcript has 7 exons. Lineage: Eukaryota; Metazoa; Chordata; Mammalia; Rodentia; Muridae. Bases 148 to 1239 code for a protein of 363 amino acids.